Molecule: messenger RNA, 1248 nt
Organism: Rubroshorea leprosula
Lineage: Eukaryota; Viridiplantae; Streptophyta; Magnoliopsida; Malvales; Dipterocarpaceae
Source: the annotation of a GenBank genome assembly
AUUUUAAGGAAUCUUCCUUUCCUCUGCCUUCUGAAUUUUCAAACCCUAACAAAACCAGAGACUCACUCUUCGUUUUAUUAUAUAUAAUAACCCAGAAUUCCAAAUCCAUCUCGCAUCAGGUGUUACCCCGUUGACCCUUGAAGAUCUUUCUCAAUUCCGUAUUUGAGUGUGGGUUCGAAGUUCUUUUGAUGUGUUUUGUUCUGGGUUUUUGAAUCAUGGAGUUUGCGGUAUCGGAUGAAUUGUUGGGCACUUUUGUUCCAAUCCUGGUGUAUUGGAUGUAUUCGGGGAUAUACGUGCUUCUGGGAUCCUUUGAGAAUUACAGAUUGCAUUCUAAGAAAGAUGAGGACGAGAAGAAUUUGGUUUCCAAAGGCACAGUCGUCAAAGGGGUUCUUUUUCAACAAACCAUUCAGGCUAUUGUAGCAAUCAUUUUGUUUACGGUGACAGGAGAUGAUGGUGGGUCUGCCACAGGGCAGCAGUUUUCCUUGAUUGUCUUAGCAAGGCAGUUCAUCACGGCAAUGUUGGUUUUGGAUACUUGGCAAUAUUUCAUGCAUAGAUACAUGCACCAUAACAAGUUCUUAUAUCGGCACAUUCAUUCUCUCCAUCAUCGGCUUGUUGUUCCCUAUGCAUUUGGAGCUUUGUACAAUCAUCCAAUUGAGGGGCUUCUCCUUGACACCAUAGGUGGGGCCUUAUCUUUUCUCCUUUCUGGCAUGUCUGCCCGAGCCUCAAUCUUUUUCUUCUCUUUUGCUACGAUCAAAACAGUGGACGAUCACUGUGGGCUAUGGCUCCCUGGGAAUCUAUUCCACAUCUUCUUUAGAAACAAUACUGCAUAUCAUGAUGUCCACCAUCAGCUUUAUGGAAGCAAAUAUAACUUCUCACAACCAUUCUUUGUCAUGUGGGAUAGAAUUCUGGGAACAUACAUGCCUUACUCACUUGAGAAGAGAGCAGAAGGGGGCUUUGAAGCACGAGCUGCUAAAGAGUACAAAGAUGAUUAAUCAGUAUGUUUUGAGCAUCAUCUAUCACAAUUACAAAUUGUACCUCUAGUUUUUUUACUUUUCCUUUCAAGUCCCUUAUUGAUGAGCCACACCAUGCAUGUGAUGUAUGUACUUAAUAUCGUUCUGCUCUAUAGUUUUCUUCUAUUUUUGUCCAUAGAAUUAAUAAUGAGAUUGAUAGCCUUGUACGAAACAUAACAUGUGUUGUUCUCUUAACAUUUUUGCUUCUGGCAAAGAGGUCCACUUGCCUGCUUGGAUU